AAUUGAAGAGAAAAUGUCACUUUACGAUGACUUGGGGGUUGAGACCAGUGAUUCUAAAACAGAAGGCUGGUCCAAAAACUUCAAACUGCUGCAGUCUCAGUUGCAGGUGAAGAAAGCAGCUCUCACACAAGCAAAGAGUCAGAGAACAAAACAAAGCACAGUCCUUGCUCCAGUGAUUGACCUGAAGCGAGGAGGCUCUUCUGAUGAGAGACAGAUUGUGGACACACCACCUCAUGUAGCAGCUGGCUUAAAGGAUCCUGUACCCAGUGGUUUUUCUGCAGGAGAUGUGUUGAUUCCUUUGGCUGAUGAAUAUGAUCCCAUGUUCCCAAAUGACUAUGAAAAAGUGGUAAAACGUCAAAGAGAGGAACGACAGAGGCAGCGUGAGCUGGAGAGGCAAAAGGAGAUUGAAGAAAGAGAAAAAAGACGUAAAGACAGACAUGAAGCCAGUGGCUUUUCAAGAAGACCAGAUCCAGAUUCUGAUGAAGAUGAAGAUUAUGAAAGGGAGAGACGAAAAAGAAGUAUGGGAGGAGCUGCCAUUGCACCACCCACUUCUCUUGUUGAGAAGGACAAAGAACCUGUAGCAUCAUUUCCAUAUGAAGAGGAGUCGAGACCUCGGCCACCAUCUUCCAAAGCAGCUAUUCCUCCUCCAGCGUAUGAUGAGCCAGAAAGACCUCGUUCCCCCACAGGACCUAGCAACUCUUUCCUUGCUAACAUGGGUGGGACAGUGGCUCAUAAAAUCAUGCAGAAGUAUGGUUUCAGAGAGGGCCAGGGGCUGGGAAAGCAUGAACAAGGGCUGAGCACAGCACUGUCAGUAGAGAAAACAAGCAAGAGGGGUGGCAAGAUCAUUGUUGGCGAUUCUACAGAGAAAGAAACAGGCAAGAAAGCGGAUUCUAACCCAUUGACUGAGAUACUGAAAUGCCCAACUAAAGUGGUCUUACUAAGGAACAUGGUAGGUGCUGGGGAGGUGGAUGAAGAUCUAGAAGUGGAAACUAAGGAGGAAUGCGAGAAGUAUGGCAAGGUUGGGAAAUGUGUCAUCUUUGAGAUUCCUGGUGCCCCUGAUGAUGAAGCUGUAAGAAUAUUCCUCGAGUUUGAACGGGUUGAAUCUGCCAUCAAAGCUGUCGUGGAUCUAAAUGGAAGAUACUUUGGGGGCAGAGUCGUGAAGGCUUGUUUCUACAACCUGGAUAAGUUCCGAGUCCUGGAUCUGGCAGAGCAAGUUUGAUUUUAAAAACCUAGCUCGAGGUGGCACUGUUCUGGCAAUCAUGUUUUCAGCAGUAGGCUGGGAAUAAGGAAGAGCAAAGUAGCUUUCCUAGCAAACUGGAAACAAGCCUCAUUGAAUGGAUUUUUCACAUUCGUUGUGACUUAACAUUUUUCUUUUUGUAAUAUAAAGCCCUUUGAAAGUCAGAUUUCACGUCUGUGUGGUUUUGAAUUGCACAAUUCUGCUUAUUGCUCUGGGGAUCUGGAUUUUUUUUGGAGCUUUCAGACGACGUGGUUCUUUUGAAAACCCACUGCUGAGGAGAUGCUUUGGCUGUAUUCCUGCUUUCCUUGUUCUGGUGCUUCAUCACGG
This is a messenger RNA of Nestor notabilis (Kea), 1564 nucleotides long. It is a transcript of the gene RBM17, whose product is annotated as RNA binding motif protein 17. Gene Ontology annotation, molecular function: RNA binding. NCBI's taxonomy places the organism in Eukaryota, Metazoa, Chordata, Aves, Psittaciformes, Psittacidae. The transcript has 11 exons. Gene Ontology annotation, biological process: alternative mRNA splicing, via spliceosome; mRNA cis splicing, via spliceosome. Bases 14 to 1219 code for a protein of 401 amino acids. The record is from RefSeq and is a predicted model, not a curated record. Gene Ontology annotation, cellular component: precatalytic spliceosome.